UAUGUCAAGUAACUUUAUGUAAUCGUUCUUGUCAUUUAUGUCGUUACAUUCUUCCAACUUAUUUAUCCAAGAAUACUCGCGAAUUCAUGAAAACCAAACCGGCUAUUUUUGUUUUAUUUCUGUACUUGUUUGUGUUAGUGGAAAGUACUCACAGUCAAUAUGAAACGGCCCGCAGACGAUAUUACAGAGACCUGCAGCAGUCGAUCGCCAAAAAAUCAAAACACGAAUGUAACGGUACAGCAAAGAAUAUUGUUUCUGAAAAGUCAAAACAAACAGAAAAUGGAGCUUUAGAAUCAGAAUUGAAUGAAGAAAUACGAGAAGCCAACGAAAAAUUAAGGGCUGCGAAGUCAGAACAAAAAGAUAUAGAGUGUGCCCUCGAUAACGCCCAAAAAUCACGAAAAAGUGCCCAUGAAGAACUUAAACAAGUGCAAAAGGCUAAGGAAGUGGCAGAUGAGCAUGUUAAGAACGCCCGGCAAGCCGCCGAAGCUGAAGAACGAAAUGUAAAGAAGAAAAACAAAACGUUGGACGAUUCUAAAGCAAAGCUAAAACGUUUAGAGAGCAGAAUUGAGACUGAAAAAGGAAAAAAUGAGACGCGACGAACAGGAAAUCGCAUUUGCUCCUUAAUAGGAAACGGCUUUACCACCCUCGGCAUGGUUUCCACUUUCACUUUCGGCUCGGCUGGAAUCAGGAACAAUCGUACUUUCGGGAUAGGGGUAUAGUAAAACAGUUUUUUA
Agrilus planipennis (emerald ash borer) is the source of this 734-nucleotide messenger RNA. RefSeq lists its product as uncharacterized. The record is from RefSeq and is a predicted model, not a curated record. NCBI's taxonomy places the organism in Eukaryota, Metazoa, Arthropoda, Insecta, Coleoptera, Buprestidae. The transcript is spliced from 3 exons. The coding region runs from base 87 to 719 and encodes 210 amino acids.